AUGGAAAUGGGACCCACAAGUAUCACAGACAUUACUAAACCAUAUCCAGCCAAAGAACCGGUACCAGAAACUACUAGUCAAGAGUGUGAGGACAACGAAGGUGCCGACGGUCAGUACGGCGACCACAAGAAGGACACUCAGUCCGGCGGCUCGGGAGCCAUGAGCGCUAGUGAACCAGAUCUAACGCAACAGGGUGCCGCAAGAUUACUGGAAUCUCUUGGAGUAGGUCGUGGUUCUGGCGCAGGGCGCGGCAACAACCCGCAGCGCGCAACGAGAACUAACCACUCAACUAGUCUUUUCCCUAGUUUGGUGCGUUUAGCUCUAUCAAGUAACUUCCCAGGAGGUCUGCUAUCAGCUGCCCAGAGCUAUCCGUCUCUAGUACCAAAUGCUCAAAAUGCGCUCACACUGUCUCUGACUUCUACAUCCAGUGAAAGUGAACAGUGGCUGCAGGUGUCGUUAGAGGACUUCCUGGAGUCUUGCCGAGCUCCCGCCCUGCUCACUGAGCUGGAAGAUGACGACGAGGGAGAUGACGCACUCGACAGUGAUAAGGAGAACGAGCCCACCUAUCAGGAGGUAUCACGGAAUCUUUUGUCCUUAAUGGAGGAAGAGGCAUUAGAAGCAGUUCGUGGUAACAGCGGCCAGGGAAGCCGCCAGCGUAAACCUUGGGAUGAUGAUUUUGUGCUAAAGCGACAGUUUUCAGCGCUCAUACCGGCUUUCGAUCCUCGCCCAGGAAGAACCAAUUUGAAUCAAACCGUCGAUUUAGAAAUUCCUUUAAAUGAGUCAUCGGACGGAGAGGAGAGCAGCAGCACGGAUACAGCGGGCGCGUCCGCCGCCGCCGCGCCGCCGGCCGCCUGCCCGCGCUGCGCCUCGUGCUCAGCGCGGCCGGCGCGGCGCUGCCGCUGGAGCGGCCCUCGUGGACACUGUACCGCGCCGUGCUCGCACUCAACUCGCGUCUGCCGCUCCUCGACACGCACCGCGACCUCACCUACACGUACGUCACCUGCACGCUUCCCUUCUAUACUGUACCAUUCCAAGAACGUCAUGUACCUAUUUAAUUCGUGUCUAUUGUUUCUUCUUUUAGAUUGA
Molecule: messenger RNA, 1086 nt
Organism: Spodoptera littoralis (African cotton leafworm)
Lineage: Eukaryota; Metazoa; Arthropoda; Insecta; Lepidoptera; Noctuidae
Source: the annotation of a GenBank genome assembly